AUGGCUAAGGUUGCGGGUGAUGGUGUUGCUCUGCUGUACGGCUGCAUUACUAUGCUGACGCUGGCGUGGGUCUUUGCAAUGCUUAGACUGGGAGUCAGGAAAUGGAAGAAUAACUUUGGUCCGGACGAUUGGUUGAUGUUUGUUGGGCUGGCCCUCUACUCUGUGACGGUAGGGAUCGUUAUUCGAUGUUGCUUCUAUGGAGCCGGGCAAAAGAGUAAGAAUCUCGAGCCUUAUGACACGAUGAUGGGAACAAAGCUCUUCUUUGUCGCUCAGUUCUUUUACUGUGCUUGCUCAGUUCCGAUCAAAACAAGUAUCUGUGUAACGAUGCUUCGAAUCUGCGAUUCCCGCCGUCGCUUCGUUUGGACUCUCUGGGCAAUCAUCGCCACGACCAUCACGACCGCCAUAGUCUUCAUCAUCGCUACCGCCAACAUUUGCCAUCCGAUAGAAAAAUUAUGGGGCGAAACAACCCGCGGUUCUUGCAACACAAACUUGAAUAGUAGUAUUGGAUUCUUCUUUUCGGCUGUGUCCAUCGUAACGGAUUGGACACUGGCCAUUUUACCGGCUGUUCUGCUGUGGAAAAUUCAGAUGAAGCAGAGGGUCAAGCUGCCUGUUAUCUGUAUGCUUAGUCUGGGUGUCUUUGCGAGUUGCGCGACCGUCAUCCGACUGGGCUAUCUCACACGUUACAACGACCCUGCCGAAUUUGUAUACAGCACCGGCGCAAUUGGUCUAUGGUCCAUCAUGGAAGAAGGCAUUGGUAUUGUCGCCGGAUCUAUGCCUGCCCUUCGACCUCUACUCAAUCUCCCCAUCUUUAGCAGAUCCACAUACGGGAGUGCUGGUGCAUCAAACCCGGGGACUGACCAUAUGAACCCGUCGCAUGUAUCGAAUAAACGAAAGAAGAGUCAGAGGUGCGACUUGGAGAUGGAUGAGUUUCAUGGCAAUAUGACAACAAGGGUAUCGCACGGGCGUCAAAAAAACCAGAGCCUGGAUGACAGUGAUAGUCAAAAGUUCAUCCUCAAGUCGACACAGGUGGUCAUGACGACUGAGCGAGUCUAG
Fusarium coffeatum is the source of this 1053-nucleotide messenger RNA. RefSeq lists its product as uncharacterized. The record is from RefSeq and is a predicted model, not a curated record. Lineage: Eukaryota; Fungi; Ascomycota; Sordariomycetes; Hypocreales; Nectriaceae. The transcript has 3 exons. Bases 1 to 1053 code for a protein of 350 amino acids.